Messenger RNA from Naegleria gruberi, 1884 nucleotides. RefSeq lists its product as uncharacterized. The transcript has 2 exons. The record is from RefSeq and is a predicted model, not a curated record. Lineage: Eukaryota; Heterolobosea; Eutetramitea; Acrasida; Naegleriidae. Bases 1 to 1884 code for a protein of 627 amino acids. Gene Ontology annotation, molecular function: protein binding.
AUGCUCUCCUUCUUCUCUAGGGCUCGAUCUCUCUCAUCCUCAACAGAAAAUAAUGAAGAAUCAACAACGUCUAAUACAAAAUCAAGUAAAAUAAUCAUUGAGGAGAUUGAUUCUGAAACUGAAAUAACAACCACACCAACAACCCCACAACCUACAACAGAAACAGAAACAAGAGAAGAUCCAUCCCAAACUUCUCCCUCAAGCGCCGAAAAAAGGUACCACACUCCAAGAAUAACUGUAGAUGUUAUCAGGGACUUGUGCUCUCGCCAAAGUUUGUUCCAAACACCCUAUUUGAAUGAUAAACUCUUCCUUCAUCACCGAGGCUUCAGAGUCAUUGAAAAUUUAGAAUUAUACACUGAACUGAAAGCUUUAUGGCUUGAGGGUAAUGCCAUCACUAAAAUUGAAAACCUUGGCCACUUGGAUAAGCUCAGAUGUUUGUAUCUCAACCAGAAUCUCAUCACUACAAUUGAAAAUUUGGAAAAUUUAGUGAAUUUGCAAACAUUGAACCUCUCCAGUAACAGAAUUACUGUUCCGAUCCAUCAUCACUCCACAAUAUUCUCUACUCUCAACCACCAACAACAACAACAACAAUACAUUCCCGGAGGAACAACUAGCAAUUCCAAGACACCAAACAAGACUACCAAUGGUUAUCAAUCCUACUUUUCCCAACAACAACAGCAGCAACAACAAAAUACUUCCUUCAGCAAUAAGGAAAAUAUUGAUAUCAAUGCCAUGAUCAUGAUGUACAGUAGUAAUCAACCAAAAACUCCAGGCAGAAACAACUCCUUCCAACAAGCUAACAAUGAUGGUAUGAAUAUUUGUAACUCGACUGGAAAAUCCACAUCCAUCACACCUGGUAAGUCAUUGAGAAAGGAAUCAUUGUGUAGAACUGGUGAGAAGAAAUUCUUGGCCUCUCCUAAACGACCAACCCCUAAACAAUUACGUAAUGCACAAGCUUAUUCAAAUAAUAAUAAUAAUAGCGGCCUUACAAGCAGUUUGAAUACCAGUUACAAUGCAUCAUCAAGCAUGUUAAACAGUAGCAUGAUAAGUGGUGGAAACAGUAUUAAUAGCAAUAGAUCAUCCAUGCACCACCAUCAUCAUCAAAAUAAUACAAUGAAUAGGUCCACAAUUAGUAGUUCCAACACCACCAACUCCUCCUCUAGUAGAAUCUCCUCAAACCAUUCCAAUACAACUAAAUCUACUACUGUUGGUAGUCAAAAAAGAACUAAUUCAGUCAGAAGAAACAAUGGUAAAACACCUACAACUCAACACAGGAACUUAUCUCAGCAACAAAAAAAGAGCGCCAAGAAGGCCACAAACUUGAGUUCAGACAUGAAUAAUUUCCUUACCUGCACCACCUCCUCAACUACCUUAUUUGAUGACGAUGAUACAUUAAUGGGAAAUUCAAACAAUGGUUGUGAAAUUACCAAUUAUUUGAAUAAUCAACUUCAUAAGUAUUCAAAGAAUGAAUUGAGGAAUAUUCUCCAAAACUAUCUAAAGAAAAUGGAUGAUGUAUCAAACAGUAGUAGUUUUUUACAAAGUACCUCCUCCUCUAGCAGCAGUAAUUCUGGAGUGAGUUGCCAAUUUCCAACGUCCAACCCUUAUCAAGACAUGAACCUCCUCAAUACAUCCCUGAACAGUAGUAGUGGGCAAUCAAUCGUGGGUUCGUCCACCUCUAAUAUUCCAACAACAGUUGUUGGUGGAUCCACCAAUCUUAAUAGCAGUGGCUUCCAAACAAUGCAUACUGCAACUGCUCCUCAACACCAGCAAAAUAAUCCUAGAUCCUCAAUCUAUCAAAGGUAUGAACCUAGUGAUCUGAUCAAGAAGUUAUUGAUGGAAGAAGAAUCCAGAUCAAGAUACUCCCAGAAUGCGUACAGAAAAUAG